Molecule: messenger RNA, 2921 nt
Organism: Thamnophis sirtalis
Lineage: Eukaryota; Metazoa; Chordata; Lepidosauria; Squamata; Natricidae
Gene: ALG11
Product: ALG11 alpha-1,2-mannosyltransferase
Biological process (GO): dolichol-linked oligosaccharide biosynthetic process; protein N-linked glycosylation
Cellular component (GO): endoplasmic reticulum membrane
Molecular function (GO): GDP-Man:Man(3)GlcNAc(2)-PP-Dol alpha-1,2-mannosyltransferase activity
Source: RefSeq, a predicted model, not a curated record
UUUUAUGAACUUAGACAACCGAUCUUAGAUUUGCAUGUAAAAAUGUUGCUCUCAAAAGCAAGCAAGGAAAGCCUUCUGACCUGCUGCCAAGCUAUCAAUCUCUCAAAUUCUGCAUUACUGUAUUACUUUUUUCUUCAGCAUCAAAACAAUGGGUCUUGUUGUGACCCACCAGGUGCCAGUGGAGUUGACGGCAGACUUGGAUGAUGAGGAGGUUGGGGAAAAACAUGGGCCAGUUCUUGGGCCUGGGGAAGCCUCUGAUGGAUGCUCGACGUCGUAUACAGAGAUAGAGCCCGGGCCAUCCAACAUUUUCAGCCACCAGAGAGGCAUCUGUCUUUGGAGGCUGCUAUGAGUGAGGAGGAAGAACAGCUGGGGCUUGUUCCAAAUGCACAUAUAUGCAGAGCUGUUAGGAGAGGUGAACAACGGAGAACAAGGAGUCAACUCGGGAAGCAAGGCACAUAUGGAUGUUGAAUGGCCCCUCCUUGGGUAGGGAAUGAAUAGAAGGAAAGGGGAAUGGUUGUUGUAGGAGACAACAGUUCAUAUUUCUCAUCAUGUUUUGUGCCACAGAGACUGCUUGCCAGAACUUGCAACUUUGCAACUUGCAAACAGAAUUUGCAACCUUUCAGCUGGAAGGUCGGCCUGGCAAUUAUCCCAAGGAACUGAUAAGAAACGGCGACAGACUUUUGGCUAUCAGGAAAGGAUCGUAGGUCUUUGAACAAGGAAGAGGCAGACAUUGUAAAUCUGGAGCCGUUAUGGGAAACAGAUUACUCUAUUCAUUGAUUAUACCUGCCUUCAUAUUAGCUGGAGGUUUAUUUCUCUGUCUGUUGCUUCUACUCUAUUGUUUACGAUUCUGGCUUCAACGACGGAGAAAUCUACUAACGCCUCCAGGGGAUGAUGGGGAAAAGCCACUCGUAGUUGCAUUUUUCCAUCCAUAUUGUAAUGCUGGUGGUGGUGGAGAGAGAGUGCUAUGGUGUGCUUUGAGAGCUUUACAGAAAAAGUACAAGAAUGCCUCCUAUAUUGUCUACACAGGUGAUACCGAUGCUAGAGCUGAGCAUAUUCUACAAGGUGCAUACAGGCGAUUCAACAUCAGACUGAAACACCCUGUGAAGUUUGUGUUCUUGAAUAAGCGCUACUUAGUAGAAGCCUCCCGUUAUCCGUAUUUCACUCUGUUAGGUCAGAGCUUAGGAUCUGUGUUUCUUGGCUGGGAAGCUCUUACGAAGUGUAUCCCUGAUAUUUAUAUUGACUCCAUGGGUUAUGCAUUCACGCUUCCUCUCUUUAAAUAUCUGGGAGGUUGCCGAAUAGGAUGUUAUGUUCACUAUCCUACAAUCAGUACUGAUAUGCUUUCUGUGGUCAGGAAUCAGCAUGCACGAUUUAAUAAUGCAGCCAUUAUCACAAAAAAUCCCCUCUUAAGUAAAAUGAAACUUGUAUAUUAUUACUUUUUUGCUUCCAUAUAUGGGCUAGUUGGUUCUUGCAGUGACACUGUCAUGGUUAAUUCUACAUGGACUCUCAAUCACAUCCUUUCCCUCUGGAGGUGUAACGACCGCACAAGCAUUGUGUAUCCACCUUGUGACGUACAGACUUUCCUGGAUAUUCCACUACAAGAAGAAAAUGGGAUUAUAAAACCAACAGUUGUUUCUAUAAGCCAGUUCAGGCCGGAGAAGGACCACUCCCUGCAGAUUAGAGCUUUUGCUAAAUUUUUGGCUAAAACUGAAGGACAGCCACUCUUGCCAAAGCUUAUUCUGAUUGGGGGCUGUCGUAACCUAGAUGAUGACCAGCGUGUAAAUGAACUUAAGAAGCUCUGUCAAGAGUUAGGCAUUGAAAAAAAGGUGGAAUUCAAAGUUAAUAUUCCAUUUGAAGAACUAAAGAGGCAUCUGGCUGAUGCAACUAUUGGACUUCACACCAUGUGGAACGAACAUUUUGGAAUUGGAAUUGUUGAAUGUAUGGCAGCUGGCACAAUUAUUCUUGCUCACAAUUCUGGAGGCCCAAAAUUAGAUAUUGUGGUACCAUAUGAAAGAAAUAUAACUGGAUUUCUAGCAGAAGAUGAAGAUGGCUAUGCAGACUCUAUGGCUCACAUCUUUUCAUUAUCUCCUGAAAAAAAGCUGCAGAUCAGACAAAGCGCUCGUGAAUCUGUGAAGAGGUUUGCUGAUCAAGAAUUUGAGGAAACAUUCUUAUUAUCUGUAGAACGGCUAUUUAAAUAAAAUAUUUUGCUUAUAAAUAUAUGACAUACUUGAGUUAUUAUGGAACUACAAAUACAUGUUCUACAUUUCUAUUUAUAGUGCAACAAAGAUUUUACUCUUUAAAUACUAAAGAUAUCUUGAUAGAGCAUAUUUGACAGAUUUUAAUGUCAAGUAGUAUUUAAGGUCCUACUUCCCCAAAUUAUCACAAAAUUAUCCAGCAUUCAAUAAUGAUUAUCUAAUUCUUGUCAUAAUAGCAUUGAGCAUAUAUUUAAUGAUUUAAUUGUAUUAGGGAUUAAAUUUAUUCCAUUAUUUUAAUUCUUUCCAUAAUCUAUUCUUUAGUUAACUAAAAGCUAUAGAAUUUAUCCAAGAUUGAAUGCCUACAACUUUACAUUACAGACCAAUAGUCAAAAUGUUUACUGAAAAAUGUCUAUCAUCUGUUUUCAUCCAAAAACUGAAACAUGGUGAUGAGUAGUGAAGCUCUAUAUUUAUUGUGGUUAUAAAGUUGAUUUGAAGUGCAUCUGUGAAAGUAUCACUACAUUAACUGUUUUAAUGGCAAAGAGGUAUAUGAAAUCCAAGAGAGAGAAGAAUUCCAGCAGAUCUUUACUUUGCUAUACUAGACAACUGUAAAAUUUACAACGAAAAGAUGAAGCACCAACUUUCCAAACUCAGCUCUUAACAUUCAUACACUUUAUUAUUAAUUCUUAAGUAUUUAUUACCGAAGAAUGUGUUAACUGAUUGCACUUUGUU